AUGGCCUAUUUUUGUGCACCAUUGAAUAGCCAGGUAGGGGUAUUUUAUUCAUCUAGCCACCAACCUACUCCAUACUGUAUUCUUAAAUCAUUGAGCCAGAAUUUGACUCUUCUUCUUUUUCCCUCCUCCUCCCCCCUUUCCCAGCAACAUAACAUAUACCCAUUAUUAGUGUAUGUUGAGACGCAAAUAUUGUUUCGUUGCAAUAAUUACUGUCACUGUAAAGGUGGCAGAGACUUAUUCAACACUAAACAAGAGAGUGAUACGUUCUUAUCAUCCGUUAAAAAUUGGGUCGAAUAUGGAUGUUAUAAUGUGAAUGAAGAUGGCGAGUGUCCAAGUGGCACAAUCAAGUGUCCUACGACAAUGAAGACGACCCGUGACGAUGAAGAACAAACAAGUAGCUCGGAUAUUGGGACCUUGGACGAAGAAGGCUCCAAGUUGACAUCGACAUCUGCCAUUUCAAAGAAGUCAUCGCUAUCCACUACCAGUGAUUUCAAAUUCACUACGCGUGAAACGAUGAAACCUACUACGCUUUUGUCCCCCUCCCACGAUGAUACAAAUGACAGCCUUGCCACGCUUAAAACGACGAAAUCCACGACUUUGUUUUCACCCGAUGAUACAAGUGGUAGUCCCCUCACGCUUGAACCGACGAAAAAAACCAAGAUCAAGAAGACGACAAAGGAUGGUAUUAAGUCGCCUGUAACCCCCCCGUCGAGCGUUGAGGAGACAUUGGAAGAUGGAUAUAGUGACUCUUAUAGCUCGUCACGUGAGUCUUCCGCUGUGUCUUUAUAUGAAGAACCUUACUCCACAUUUUAUAGCACUGUCAGCGACUCUGAAGCAGAUCAGGAAGGAAAACCCCACGAAACUGGUGUAAGUUCUGUAGAAACUCCGACUGCACCCACUACACCAACGGCUGCUCAUUCUACCAUAAAGGACAAGGCGCUCAGUAAGAAUGAGAAGUCGACAAGCACAGCGCCAGCCCUUUCUAAUUCAGAUGACUCCCACGUGGGCUUAAUUAUCGGCGUCAUUGGUGGCGCUGCUGCGGUGGUUGCCUUCGCAGGUUUUGUCGCUUGGAAAAAAAAGCAGGACGAUGAGGAUUUUGAUGACGAUGAUGCUGCAUUUUCCCCGAAAAAAACAACAACAAGCCGUGAUGCGGCUUCACUGCCAUCUGCAUCUUCAGCAACCACGGCGUACUUAGCUCAGCCCAACUGCUACGACAACAACAAUUACGAGCAGCAGUACAACAACAAGUAUGGUAACAACUACGGUGACAAUUAUGGCAACAACUAUGGCAACAACUAUGGCAACAAUGGCCACAGCAAUAAUUACAUGGCGAAUCAUUAUGCUACGGGUGGAAAGCCAGGUGAUGUGGUUCCUGCUAGCUACGGCAGUCCGUAUUCAAUCGACAUCGAUAGUGAUAAUUUAAGUCGUCGUACAGAUAGCAUUCUGGGCGGGACAGGUGUCAUGUCAAGCACCACAUCGAGCAUGCAAACUCCGUUCGAGUUCACCGGUGGUCCAAGCCCCUCAAAUAGCGACAUGAAUCAAGAUAUAUGGGGCAACGAGAUGGACAGCUUCCACCAAAAGCGCACAGCCAGUAGUGCGUCCGUGGAGUUUUAG
Molecule: messenger RNA, 1614 nt
Organism: Peronospora belbahrii
Lineage: Eukaryota; Oomycota; Peronosporomycetes; Peronosporales; Peronosporaceae
Source: the annotation of a GenBank genome assembly